CGAGGCCGCAACGCAGCAUUGCACCAUAUCACAUAUUCAAAAUGUUUGCUCAAUCGCUCCGGCGCUCGAUCCUCGAGACGCGAUGUGCUCUCCCUCCGACUUUCCUUCUCCCAAUGCGUGCAUCCAUCACCACCGUAUCCCACAGUCUCGAAACCGGCAACGUCCCCGACCAACUCGUUCAAUCCGGACAGCAUAUCUCUAAGGAUCUCAAGGAGAAAAUUCAAAAUCAGGCGUCUGUCAACACGUCGAUUCCUCCUUCGUCAUCGAUCAAACCAACACCAAACGCGCGCGAAGACAUCACGAGCACUGGCCUCACACCUUCCAUUCAAAGACUCCUCCCACUUCUACACUCCCAGUCUUCACACUACCUCACAAUCCACAUCCACGGACAUCCAUACCUGAUUACGGAGGGAGAUGAAGUUCGGUUACCUUUCCUGAUGCCCAACGUUGGCCCAGGAGAUAUCCUACGGUUGAAUCGGGCAACCCACAUUGGCUCAAGAGACUACACAUUGAAGGCCCCGGAGCCCCAAAGAGGAACAAGGGACGCUGUCAAAAAGACCUUCUACCUUGACGACCGAUUGUUCACAUGUCGCGCCACAGUGGUCGGUGUUGAGAGCGAGCCAAUGCGGUUCAUCGAAAAGACAAAGCGGAGGCAAAGGCACGUCAGGACGGUGAAGAGCAAGCAUCGUUACACUGUCUUGAAGAUAUCCGAGGUCAAGGUCAAGAGCCUAGAUGAGUAUGAAAAAUCAUUGAAGACACAAUGAGCUUCUACAUUACGUUAGAGGCCGAGUUCCAUGCCAUUGAGCAAUUGUAGCUUCGCGGAUGUACUAUAUAUAUAUAUCAGAAAUGUAUGAUCACUCGGCUUAUGUAGAGACGGAGCGCUUAUGAAAUACAAUUUCACAUUAGCCA
Molecule: messenger RNA, 909 nt
Organism: Aaosphaeria arxii CBS 175.79
Lineage: Eukaryota; Fungi; Ascomycota; Dothideomycetes; Pleosporales
Exons: 1
Coding region: 42-764 (240 amino acids)
Cellular component (GO): mitochondrial large ribosomal subunit; ribosome
Molecular function (GO): structural constituent of ribosome
Source: RefSeq, a predicted model, not a curated record